Molecule: messenger RNA, 5617 nt
Organism: Pecten maximus
Lineage: Eukaryota; Metazoa; Mollusca; Bivalvia; Pectinida; Pectinidae
Product: putative sodium-coupled neutral amino acid transporter 11
Exons: 17
Coding region: 2460-3902 (480 amino acids)
Biological process (GO): amino acid transmembrane transport
Molecular function (GO): amino acid transmembrane transporter activity
Source: RefSeq, a predicted model, not a curated record
UACAUUCAGUCGGUGUCCAUACCCCAUUCUAAUGUAUAGAGUAGUGACAAAGCUUGUGAAAACAUUGCGAAAGGCAGGGGUCGUGGAUUCGGGACAGUACUGGAAAUCUAAUCCCCACGUGCUAUGAGUCGAGGUUGGUUUCAAUCAAUACGUCCAUAGAGGAAUUAGCAGUGACUAUAGUACCCCAGUUGUCUGACUCUGGACCUAAAUAGCGGACCGACGGCCAGGUAUAUAACAGGAAGCUGAAGUUUCGUUUUGACGCAGAAGAAACAGUCGGAUUUGACAUAUUACCAAUUUCUGGAAACUGACAGGUAUCCGGGAAAGGAGUAGUUUAAAACCAGAAAAGGCUGUAUUCUAUAUGCCCAGGAGCUAUGAUUAUCGUUUGUGACAUUAGAAAACAAUAGCAAACGUGUCUAAUUAAGUGAAGAGGCGUGGUUAACACCACACGACCAGGAACAGCUGAACAAUGACCGAUGAAAUUUGUAGAAGACUCUAAUCUAUAAUCCCUGUGUCAAUAACACACGCUCUGGAGCAAUCUGUGUGCUGACGAUUUGUACAAGGUGGUAGAAAUCGCUGGACACGCCGCUGCUUAAAACCAGUAUUACUCCCAGAGAUAGUAGGAGACAUCAGCCGUGUCGCGGACAGAGUUGGAGACAUUUGUGGAAGUGACAGCGCUCGUAGAUCUCAGCAGGCACGGGAAACCGCUAUAUACUCUCUGUCGUCUGCUUUUUUGGAUUUCAAAGAGAAUGUGCUCUACUUAAUCACUGAGACAAUCUCGUUUUCGUCUGACAAGGCACAGCGCAUUACAAAUCACACGUAAUGCUUUCCUUGUGACUUCUGGAACUCCAGGCUUUUAGAAGGAUUUACGAUAAGUAUAUUAUCAGGCAGCACCGACAUUGUGUGUAGAUUGCUGACAACAGAAUAUUGUCUCCCUGGAAACAGCACGCGGCACGAUUUCCGUGAAAACCCUGCUACACAUUCCGGAUUCCGGAACAUGGAAACCUAGGAGAGUGAAUAUUGGUCUGGUUAAUCAGCCUGGAACACUAGUGUGCGAUAUUGAAACUACACUUACAACCCGUAUUAAGGGUUACAAGGGGGAAUUCCUGUCCAGGAGGCGGAAACUGAACACCACUCCCAAAUUAUGAUUUAUUUAGCGGAGUUUAUCACAUAUGCCUCGCUAAAAAGCCAGUCUAUCCUUCUUUGAGACAAAUUCUACGAAAUUUCUUCGAAAUUGCGAUAUCGAUUGUAUAAAGAUCGCCAUUGAAAAAUAAUAUGGAACUAAAGAGGAACGGUUUUAAUUAUUGGUGAUUGCAUGUUUCUCAACGUUUUAUCGAAAUUCACAGAAACUCGAGAUAAAUUGAGAAGGUCACAUUAAUUAUGACAAGUCGCAGCACCUUUCAGUGUUAAAGGAUUUCCAUUACUGCCCGGUGGAAUAGCUAGGCUGACCAUUAAUGACGGCGAGGUCCAGCAGUGUUCCACACUGGAUUUAACCCUAGUUUGAUUAGAUCCCAGAUGAGACCUGGAUUUAUUCUGAUUGCCAUUAGACAAGUGUUUAUUUUCUCGGCUUACACUCUUCGUGCACCAGUGGAUCUAGCAGUGGUAUAAAACACCGGAGGGACCUUGAUUGAAAUAUUUUCUGCAGUGGAGCCUCAAGUUUCAUCAAAUUUUCUUGACAGGUACUACAUCAUUUCCACGUCAUAAUCUACAAAUAAGUGUGAUUCAGCUCGCUAACGAUUGGAGCGAUAAUAUCGGUUCUCCAGUUAUCGGUAGGUUAUCCAACGGGGUUAAAAAUAAACGUCAGAUUGCUAUCAUUCUUCUCUGUAAAGCACGCAAUAUUGAUUAUAAAAUUGACAUAUUGGUCAUUACCAAUAGAGGGCGCUACACUUGCCGCAUCCGGUCAACGGUUAAACCAUCUGCAGGCAAUGGCAAUAUUACACAAUUUCGUGAUAAAUAAAUGAACAGGCAUUUAUCACUUUGAAUAAACAUCAUUCGGGUAUUUACCGAAAGGUCAUACCAUUGUUGUUUCGACAUUCCUGAUAAGAAAUUAAAGACCUGCUGUUUCACUUCUUUGGCGACUGAUCUUUGUGGUCUGUAUUCUGUCUGGAGAAUCUAGACUGGCCGUAAAAGGGCACCGGUAUCUACAUACUUCGAUAAACCAAUUCUGUGGCCUGUUCUUGUGGAAGCUAUUGGCGUAAAAUCUGCCAAUUCACUUUAGUUGUAUUGUUGUUGAGAACGAGUCUACCUUGCCAGUCUCAAUACUUGAUUAUCUCGUGUUCGCUUCCCUCAUCUGUAUUGUUCAAUACUCGGAACCAGUGUUACUGAAUCUCUUGGGGGAUACAUUUUGCAGAUAGAUCGGCGUCUCUGUGUGAAUUGAACUCAAGUAAUUGUCAGUGUACACUUCAAUUGGAUUUUAUCAGAACUAUUGAACACAGAAACCUAAGCGCCACCUUGCGGCCAAAAUGACAGAAUCAGCACGAGAGAACUCGUACAUCCUGGAGAAGAGUCAGACCAUGUCUGACUUCUCGGAGACCAGUAGUAUGGGUGACACACGCCAGUUGGUCGAGGAAAAGGACGAUGGCCGUCUCCGUAGUAAUAUUCCGAUGACAAGCUUCAAUUUUAUCAACUCUAUCAUCGGCUCUGGUGUCAUAGGUAUACCAUUCGCACUGAAGCAGGCGGGAUUUGUUUUUGGGAUUUUCCUGUUAAUGUUAGUAGCUCUCAUAACAGAUUAUUCAGUGAUAAUUCUAAUCGAGGCGGGGAAAUUAUCAAACACAAAUAGUUACCAGGACAUGAUCUUAGUGGCGUGUGGACGACCGGGUUUCUACAUCCUGACCACCCUCCAGUUUCUUUAUCCACUUAUAGCAAUGAUAAGCUAUCAAGUCAUCAUAGGAGACACCAUUACCAAAGUUAUAAUUAGUUUAGGUGGAGAAGGACCUCACACGUUAGGGGAUACGAUUCUUGCCAACAGACAAUUUAUAAUAUUCCUGGCGACUCUACUCGUCACUUUACCUUUGUCGUUAUAUCGAGAUAUAGCAAAACUCAGUAAAUGGGCGUUUCUGUCUCUAGUACUGGUGCUCUUUAUCCUAAUAUGCAUCUGUAUCCGACUCGGGACCUUUGCUCACAACAUUCCCCCCACAGAGGAUGCCUGGAGAGUUGUGUCGCCUAACGUAGCCCAGGCGAUCGGCAUCAUGGCUUUCGCUUAUAUGUGCCAUCACAACACAUUCCUGAUCCACGGUUCACUGGAGAAUCCGACCAAUCAGAGAUGGAAUUUUGUCACACACGUCAGUAUCUUCUUCUCCAUGCUCACACUCAUAGUCGUCGGAAUCAUAGGCUAUGUGUCCUUCACUGGACUCACACAGGGUGACCUCCUGGAGAACUAUUGUCACGAGGACGAUCUGAUGAACGUGGCCCGAUUUGCGUUCGCCUGCACUAUAAUGUUGACCUACCCAGUGGAGUGUUUCGUCACAAGGGAGGUGCUGUCAAACGCCCUAUUCCCAACUAUGACAGAAGAGUUGCCGUUAUCACGUCAUAUAGGUAUCACGGUGGGCGUGUCUAUCAUCACCGUCAUCGUCUCCAUGGCAACAGAUUGUCUAGGAAUAGUAUUUACAGUAAAUGGAGUGCUGGUAGCCUGUCCCUUGGCUUUUAUAAUCCCGCCGGUGUGUGUGAUGAAGCUUCGCCAGGAACCCCUCCUCAGCAAGAAUAACAUUGUAGCCAUCUUGGUGGCUAUAUUCGGAACUCUAGUCGUCAUUAUUGGUGUCGUGAUGGCAAUUCUGAACCUCUCGGAGGGCAUCCAGUGUAGCCAUGGUGUUGAGAUGGCCUAUUGUCAACAUCAGUCAAUAACACCCACCCCCUUUUCCAAUUUUACUACUCCAUCAACUAAUUUUUGGCUAACACCAUCUACGUAAAAAUGUUGAUCAAUAUGUAAUUUAAAUGUUUUAUUUUAUUCCAGUUUUUGACGUUCUUGUUAUUGCUGAAAUUUAAAUAUUUAUAUGAUUUAAUUUCACUUAGAAAUUAAGAUAUUUCUUGAAUGUAUAUAUAAUUUAAUUUCACUUCAGGUUUAAGAUAUUUAUUAAAUAUUUAUAUAAUUUAAUUUCACUUCAGGACGUAUUUCCGUCUCGGAUACCCACGGACGAUUGCACUACACUACAAUACAGAUAUUCAUGGGUCAGCUCAGUGAAAAGUCCUCGUUUCAAUAGGGGCUAUUUUUAUUUGUUCAUCACAUUUUCCUAUCGGAAUUUCAGCCAAUCAGAUUGAAGAUAUAUUAAACUAUAAGGGCUGCAUUAACAGAGGCGGCGAGUGGUUUCAAAAAACUGUCUAGAAAAUUCGAUAUCAGCGGCUUUAAAUUAGUUCAGCAUAAUAUCAUUGCUGUCCUGUUUAUCUGACAGUGAUGUCGUUCUAUCAAUCAAAACUGGGAAAAGUCUGUUGUCAGGAAUGCGCAUUUCAGCCAAUGUGGACAAUGUAAAAUCAUCUCGGAUAAGCUUAUUGACGCAAAUUUACACACUAAGCACACCUGGGCUGUUCAGACUGACAUUCCAAACACAUCGCCGUUAUAGGUAAUACUCGUUUAUACUCCUUUUUCCGAAUGGGUUAUGAUGGUUGAUUGCUAUUUAUAGAGUGACGUCAUUGAAGUGCAAUCGCGAGUAUCCAACGAUUCAGAAUUCUGAAUUCGAAGGGACGUAACUCUAAAUUACUUAGAGGUUUUUAAUUCUUGAUUCGAUAAUAUUAUAUAACACUGUUACAUAUUUAGACGUUCGUGUAGUGUUCAAUAUGGCCCUGCAAAGACAAACAAGUGCUAAAGGUUUAACGUUCGCCGUUCAAAAAAUGUGCGCGAUCUGGAAUUUGCUGUAAUACUCCAGUUUCACUCCACUAGUCACAGAGACCUGAGAAUUUGUAAAAAGUUAAGCAUAUCAAGAAAAAAAAACCGUAAUAAGCAAGUUCUCUCUGGGCUGUAUAUUAGACCAUUUUCUUAGGAAAUCUGUUUUACGUAUAACAUAAUGGGAGUUAAUCAGAUUUACUUCCCUUUAUAUACCAUACACAAUGUGGUUUACUGGUCACGAAUUCCAUUCAAAUGUUUCUAUGUUUUCUUAUCAAACUCGAUGCACGUUAUAAUUACAUUUUCAGAGCACAGAGCGUUCUUUUUUUGUCCGAUAUGCAUGAUUUUUAUUUUCUAGUAAGAGACUGCAAUAGGUUACAUACAUUUUUGAUUUUUUUUUGUCCUACAGUAUAUUAUCAUCUCGAGUAAUCCUUUAAUAAAAACUCAAGGAUUGUUCAAUAUUAAAUGUUUGGUGGAAAGUAGAAAUUAAAUUACUAAUCAGUCAAUUAAAACCAACUUCGACUUCAUAAGCAUUGAUGACUGUUGUCCGGAUCUAAUCAGAUAACAUGUAAUGAAUGAUUUUAGUAACGGAAGCAGAAACUAAAAAAUAACAAAUUGUAUGGUUUUAAUUCACAUUCGUAGAUAAAUGUGUGAUUAUCACUAGGGUAGUCACUGUAUUGUAGUUUACAUGUCAGCUUCAUAUGUGAUAAAAUAUCAAAUCAGUUAUAUUAUUAACUUUGAAAUGCCUCUAUAGAUUAAAUAUAUAUAUAUAUAUAUUUGAAUUAAAAUAAAAUGGUAUGAAAUAUA